This is a messenger RNA of Pocillopora meandrina, 879 nucleotides long. NCBI's taxonomy places the organism in Eukaryota, Metazoa, Cnidaria, Anthozoa, Scleractinia, Pocilloporidae. The record is from the annotation of a GenBank genome assembly.
AUGGACCAUCACUCAAAACCAGCUACAUGUACUAACAGCACCAGUGUUGAAUUUGUUGGUUACAUACAUGUUUCUCCUGUGUAUAACAAAAAGUUCUUUGAAUGCCAAUUACAAACAAUAACUAGAGUAGUGUGCUUUUCACCAAGAAAGCACAAGAUUUUCACUGAUUACAGUGGAAAGAAGAGCUCCAUAAGAGUCAAAAAGUUCAAUGCGGACACCUCUUCAAACACCAAUGAUAUGUUGAUGGGAGAUACUGUCAUAGUUCAACACUAUCCACAACUUGACUCUCCAGAUCAGAGAUUCAAUCUUCAACCAUGCUUUCAUCAGUCAAAUCAAUGUUUAAAGGCCAAAGUUACCAACAUGUCCAAAGAGGAAAAGGCAGGAGAUUUAACUCUUGUGAACUGUACCCUGCUUGACCCUACAGCUUCAGUCAGAAUGGUAUCGUGGGAGAAUUUUAUUAACCAAGUAGAAAACAACCGUACAUACGUGUCCCAUAAUGUAACAGUAAGAAAGGACAAAUAUCACUACAACAUUUAUUUGAACACUGCUAAAUAUGGAACAGAAGUAAAGCUCACACAAGAUUUUACUGAGGUCUUAGCUAUGCCACUAACUCAAGAUACCACACAAUUUGUAUCCACAACCAUCGAGGGAGAAAUAUUGGGAAUCACUACCAUAAACUCAUAUUUCUCUUGCUUUAAGUGCAACAAGAAAACUAGAACAAUCUACUGCAGCAAUAUAUUUAGAGUGCAAAAAUUGCCACUUAACCCUUUAACUCCCAAGAUCUCAUUUGUAAUUCUCCUUACUGUCUGCCAUACAGUUCUCAUGAUGCUUGUUUGGAGAAUUUGGUAUUGGAUCAAUUUAUAUUCCCUUAACUUAUAA